Molecule: messenger RNA, 744 nt
Organism: Thelazia callipaeda (thelaziosis nematode)
Lineage: Eukaryota; Metazoa; Nematoda; Chromadorea; Rhabditida; Thelaziidae
Source: the annotation of a GenBank genome assembly
UUGGAACGUUCUGCAGUUCUUGAAUUUCCAUUUUCUAAGUUUCAGGGUUUUUUGAAGACACAUCAAGCCGAUGCUGUUCUUUUUCUCACAAGAAUUGUUACUGUUUUAUGUACUUUAUAUUAUAUUUUACCAUUUGGUACUCGAAGCGCACAAUUCUCAGCUUAUUCAAAAUCGUUCGCAGCUGCUGCUGCAACAAAUGCUCUACGACUUCAUCAGCGUGUUGGUGGAUUGCGUUUCACUCGCGAAUUCUUGUCCAUGGUGCUUAUGGAAGAUUCAUGUCAUUAUCUCAUUUACUCUGUUAUGUUCAUAACAGCUACUCCAGUCACUAUGGCUUUGGUACCAAUAUUUUUGUAUGGUUUAUUACACGCUGCAAGUUUUGCUGUUCAGAUUUGUCAUGCAACUGGGAAUGCCACAGAAAUGAGUAAUAAGGUACAGGAGUUGGUGCGACAGCAUACUCAAAAUUUACUGGGAGUUAUUGCAUGUUCGGAAGUUUUUCUCAUGCCUAUGCUUGUUGCGAUGGUAUUUUUAGGUAAAGCUUCCUUCAUUCUACCGUUCAUUUAUUACCGGUUCUUAACUCUUCGUUACGUAUCACGCCGCAAUCACUCUAUGAAACUGGUUUUCUACCAACUUCGUAUUUCUUUGGAACAGCUAGUGGCGAGUCCUCAUUGUCCACAUUUAGUUCGUAAGACGGUCCACUCAGUUAUCAGUCUUUUCUGCCGUUUGUUCUCGACGACAGUUCAGUAG